UUAAGGAAGUUUGAUAUCUUUUAGUUGGAAUUAAAUCGAAUACCAGCUUGAAAAUUAUUAUUAUGAUUCGUUUCCUUUGUUAAUGGUUCUAUUUCCUGGUCUGAACCUCAAUUUUAUUUAUUUCUUCCAUCGUUUCCUAGAUCAUAAAUCUAUAUAUAUUCCUGUCUUUCGGGUGAAGAUUCGUUUCCUAACUUGUACUUUAUGAAACUAGAAUGGCUUUUCUUCUUUGUGACCAGCCUGUUCCUAUAAAUUGAAGGCUUUUGCAUGUUAUUACAUACUUGUGUGAGGUUUCUGGUAAUUUUCACUGAGGCUGGAGCCGGAGAAGAAAAGGAUAAUCUAUGGCGGACGGCGCAGGAAACGGUUUGGAAUGCCAGAAGAUUAUGGAUGGGAAGGUGAAUAAUGGGAAUGGCUCAGAGAAGGCUAUUCCUUCGUGUUGCUUGAAGGCUAGGGCUUCCGCACCUGAGCAUGAUGCCAAAUGCCAUUCUACUGUUGUUUCUGGGUGGUUCUCAGAAUCUCAUUCAUGUUCUGGUAAAGCUACCAAAACGGUUUACUUCAACAACCCGAUGUGGCCUGGAGAGGCGCAUUCUUUAGAAGUAAAAAACAUUUUGUACCAGAGCAAGUCAGAGUACCAAGAAGUCUUGGUUUUUGAGUCAUCUGCAUAUGGCAAAGUGCUUGUUCUGGAUGGCAUUGUCCAGUUGACUGAGAAAGAUGAGUGUGCAUACCAGGAGAUGAUAGCUCAUCUUCCGCUUUGUUCAAUUCCAUCACCCAAAUCCGUUCUGGUUGUUGGCGGAGGUGAUGGUGGGGUUCUUAGGGAAAUUUCUCGCCAUAGUUCUGUGGAGCUCAUUGAUAUUUGUGAGAUAGAUAAGAUGGUUAUAGAUGUAAGUAAGGAGUUUUUCCCAGAAUUAGCUGUUGGAUUUGAGGAUCCUCGCGUCCGGCUUCAUGUAGGUGAUGCUGUAGAGUUUCUUCGGCUUGCACCUGAAGGGAAGUAUGAUGCAAUUAUUGUUGAUUCAUCAGACCCUGUUGGUCCUGCUCAAGAGCUUGUAGAGAAGCCUUUCUUUCAGACGAUAGCUAGAGCUUUAAGGCCUGGUGGUGUCCUUUGUAACAUGGCAGAAAGUAUGUGGCUCCAUACACAUCUUAUUCAGGAUAUGAUUGCUAUCUGCCGAGAAACAUUCAAGGGCUCUGUCCACUAUGCCUGGGCAAGUGUUCCAACAUAUCCAAGUGGUGUGAUUGGAUUUCUGUUAUGCUCAACAGAGGGACCACCUGUUGAUUUCUUGAAUCCUAUCAAUCCUAUUGAGAAGUUAGAAGGAGCAACCAAGUAUAAAAGAGAACUUAGGUUCUAUAACUCAGAGAUGCACUCAGCUGCUUUUGCAUUGCCAACAUUUUUGAAGGAGGAGGUCAGCGUGCUACAAAAUUCUCCAAACCCUGCGAAAGGAAUUCACAUUUCCUAAUCUAGUUUGGCUCUGCCUAUUAGAAAUUUAAGUGUGCAACUACUUGUUUAUGGGACUGAUUUUAGGCAGUUUUACACGUAUAGAUGUGCCCUGCCCUGCCUUGGACAGGAUUUUAUAAUGUCAUAUAUAUUGUGGUGCGGCUUUACUAGCUGAUGAUUUCUUAGCGAUUGUUUUAAGUUAUGUCAAUGUUGAAUCUGAGGCCAACAGUAAUAAAUAUCGGUUACAUGUUCUUACUCUA
Molecule: messenger RNA, 1686 nt
Organism: Jatropha curcas
Lineage: Eukaryota; Viridiplantae; Streptophyta; Magnoliopsida; Malpighiales; Euphorbiaceae
Gene: SPDS3
Product: spermidine synthase 3
Biological process (GO): spermidine biosynthetic process
Cellular component (GO): cytosol
Molecular function (GO): spermidine synthase activity
Source: RefSeq, a predicted model, not a curated record